AUGGCAAACUUAUUGGCAAGUCCUUCAGGAAAGCAUGCCGAUAAUAAACUGAUAGAUAACACACGUGACGCACUAACAGGGUUUCGACUAGGAAACCGACUUAUUGGGAAGGAGAUGAUUGAGUUUCAAAUGAGAGGGAGGAAGUUUAUUUCUCUUGAAAAGUUGCACAACGCAGACACGAGUCGUUUUCGGUUUGAUGAGGAAGAAUGGGUAACUGCUGGAGUUGUGCACAAGCGAGUCGAUUCGAGGUCUAAAAGUGGGAAAUCUGUAUUCUAUAUUCAGCUUACCGAUUUGAGAGAUUGUUAUGUCAAUGUAUUCCUUCAUGGAGAGUACAGUCAAUACAGCUCUAUUCCCGUUGGUGGCGUAGUCUAUCUGAUCAACGCCAACGUAGUACCUUCGAAAGACCAGAUACACAAAUUAGCUCUAUCCGUGCCCUCGAUUCAAUACAUCAAACACAUCGGGAAGGCAGUGGAUUAUGGCGUCUGCCUAGGAAUCCAGCGAGACGGAAAGAAGUGUGGCAACGCUGUGAACAAAGAGGUCAGCCAGUAUUGCAUGUACCAUAUUCAUCUCUCUCAAGCGAAAAUCAACGCCAUGCGCUCCGCUUUGAGCGACGAAACCUUCUCACUCACUAAUCCUCCCAAAAAUCUCUCCGACGGUUGCUUUCAGGUAGGGAAGGAGGUCAUCGAUUGUCGUCCCCAAAAAGAGCUUCAAAUCAACUACUCCGCCCUUCCCCCCUCCCAUUCUGUGCUCGUAAACGGAGUUCCACUCAGUGGAUCGGCCGCGCGCCGAGCCCAACUCGCAGCCGAAGAAGAGAAGAAGAAAAAAGAAGCGGCGCUGACGAAGCAGAAAGUGCGGAGCAGCCAAGACAUCCUGAAUCAACUCUUCGUUCCGCAAUUGGGCCGAGGAAGCAACGGAAAAACGGUCGAUCUCGGAGAAGAAGAAGAAGAAGAAAAGCAGCGCGAGACGCGACGAUUGGAGAAGAUUCAUCGCGUGAAACGGCAGCUCGAAGAGGCAGCGAAGUCAACGCAGACGUCGAAACGAGAGCGAUCGUCUCUCGCAGCGUCGACAGGGAAUAGCGUGUUCGAUUCGUUGAUGAAGUCCGCGCAGUCCUCUCUGGAGACGGCGAAAUCGGAAGUGCUGGCGAAGGAAAGCGCUUACGCAGAGAAAGAAAAACGCGAUAGACUGCGAAUUCUGAAGGAGAAGGAAGCGAUGCUGGAGAGACAGGAGGAAGCGCGUCUGCAGCUGAUGUCUGUUGAAGUGACUUGCUUUUAUUGUUAUAACUGCAAAAUGUUUUUGGAUACGCCGCUGCUGAGGGAGUUUUGCGAGAAUCAGGGGCACUAUGUGGAGAGAAAACGCGAUGUGAAACGGAUGUUUGAGUGCAUGACGUGCCAUAGAAGAAGGAGUUUUAUUGGAACGACUCAACCAGGGAAGGCUUGUUUAUGUGGGUCCGUGAAUCAGAAAAGCUGA
Blastocystis hominis is the source of this 1467-nucleotide messenger RNA. RefSeq lists its product as hypothetical. The transcript has 5 exons. Gene Ontology annotation, cellular component: replication fork protection complex; nucleus. The record is from RefSeq and is a predicted model, not a curated record. Gene Ontology annotation, biological process: DNA replication initiation; DNA replication. Bases 1 to 1467 code for a protein of 488 amino acids. NCBI's taxonomy places the organism in Eukaryota, Bigyra, Opalinata, Blastocystidae. Gene Ontology annotation, molecular function: single-stranded DNA binding; DNA replication origin binding.